Messenger RNA from Dioszegia hungarica, 1188 nucleotides. RefSeq names its product putative peroxisomal membrane protein pex13. Gene Ontology annotation, molecular function: protein binding. The transcript is spliced from 3 exons. Bases 1 to 1188 code for a protein of 395 amino acids. Gene Ontology annotation, biological process: protein import into peroxisome matrix, docking. Gene Ontology annotation, cellular component: peroxisome; peroxisomal membrane; peroxisomal importomer complex. NCBI's taxonomy places the organism in Eukaryota, Fungi, Basidiomycota, Tremellomycetes, Tremellales, Bulleribasidiaceae. The record is from RefSeq and is a predicted model, not a curated record.
AUGUCCUCAGCUCCGGCAAAACCAAAGUGGGCAGACCCGGCAGUGACCAACGCCACCGCGUCCUCCUCCAAACUUCCCAAUCCAUCGAGCCCGACCGCAGUCGAGGUCGGUGGUAGUGCUCUGGCUACAGCUUCAGGCGCGGCUCCUAGAAUACCGGACAGACCGACAGAUUUCGGGAGUAGCGCUCUGACGAGCUCGCCCUACUCUAGUAUGCAGACCAAUCCCUAUCAGUCACGGAUGGGCAUGGGAUCGACAGGCUACGGAGGGUAUGGUAGUGGAGUGGGAAGCUACGGAGGGUAUGGGAGUGGGUAUGGCGGGUAUGGAGGUCUUAGCGGGGGAUAUGGGGGAAUGAGCAGGAUGGGGGGCGGGUAUGGAGGGUAUGGGAUGGGUGGAUAUGGAGUGGGAAACAUGGGCGGGCCUGGAGAGGGUAUGCCUAACCUCACCUCCUCCCUACAACAAUCCACGGCACCGGCCUUCGCCAUAAUCGAGUCCCUCGUCACCGCCUUCACCUCUCUCGCCCAGCUCGUCGAGUCCACCUACAUGGCGACUCACUCCUCCUUUUUCGCAAUGGUGGGCGUAGCGGACCAGCUCGGGUCCGUCAAAUCAUACCUCGGCCAGGUCCUCGGCGUCUUCAGCGUCCUCAGACUAGGCAAGCGAAUCGUCGCGUGGCUCCGAGGCCAAAAGACCGGCGCUGGACCCCAAGUAGGAUGGGCAAACGAAUGGUCCUCCGGCCUGCAAGGCAUCGGGGGCGUAUCCGGACCCCAAGGAUCAGGCGGAAAAGGCGAAAAGAGACCAUCGUCAAAACCGCUCCUCCUCUUCCUGCUGUCGGCAGUGGGACUGCCGUACCUGAUGUCCCGCCUCGUCCGGCUCCUUAUCCGGCAUCAACAAGAACAGCAGGCGGCACUCGCUGCAAGUCAGGGACAGGCGCAGAUGGUCGAUGGAGUCCCCCUCGAUCCGGCCAAAUUGACAUUUGCGCGCGCAAAGUGGGAGUUCAAGGCGGCAGAGGAGUGGGAGUUGGGAUUGGCGAGGGAUGAGAUCGUGGCGGUGCUGGAAGCGAGGAAUGGCGGGCCGGGUGAGGAUGAGAGAGGUUGGUGGAGAGGUAGAACGAGGGAUGGGAGGGCAGGGUGGUUCCCCGGGAAUUAUGUCGAGGUGAUCAGGCGGAAAGAGGGCGCGGGGGAGGGCAAGUGA